Penicillium taxi is the source of this 2271-nucleotide messenger RNA. Its product is annotated as COG1/VPS51 family protein. The record is from RefSeq and is a predicted model, not a curated record. The coding region runs from base 1 to 2271 and encodes 756 amino acids. Gene Ontology annotation, biological process: intra-Golgi vesicle-mediated transport. Gene Ontology annotation, cellular component: COG complex; Golgi apparatus. The transcript has 3 exons. NCBI's taxonomy places the organism in Eukaryota, Fungi, Ascomycota, Eurotiomycetes, Eurotiales, Aspergillaceae.
AUGGCUCCUGAGGCUCCAGAUCCCCAGAGUCUAAAGUCAUGGCACGAUGCCUUCGAGUAUCCAAUUCCUACAGUACGCCGUGUGGAACAGGAAUUGUGUCGGUAUAUCGAGAGCAAUAAGGAGAAGCUCCGAGCUCUCGUGGGGACAAGAUACCGAGAGCUUGUUGGAGCAGCUGAGACAAUUGUUGCUAUGAAUACUGAGAUGCAGGAGGUCGAAGCUCUCUUGGCUGAUGUUGGACGUCGCUGUAAUCCUCGGCUGAUUGAGAGGAAGCAUAUCCACACGCGUCAUAUUAAGAGUAAUAGCGUGGGAAACGACGCAGAAAAGCAUGCAUUCGGGGCGCAGCUUGCCCUCCUUCAUCGUUGUACAACUUCCAUUGCACGGCUUUUGCGCAAACGAGCGUCUUUAUUACUAGUUGCUAAGAUACUGGCUGUCUCUCGGUUGCUUCACAAGACACUUUCACAACACCAAUUCAGUCCGCCAUUCCUUGAUGACCUUCGAAAUCAACUAGCAUCAUUGCGCCGGGCACUGUUGAAACGGAUCGACAAACGCCUGUCAUCCAUCAAUGCUACAGAAGACAGUACAAUCGAGUCCCUUGCUGCCUAUUGCCUUGCGACAAGUUCUUCUUCCGAUGACGCUAUUCAUAAAUUCCACCAAGUUCGCCUGGAUGUUAUCACUUCCCAGUUGGACCUCUCUCGCGAGAAUAUCCCCAGAGCACUCCGCUUGUUCAUCCGCACACUUCAAACUUCAAAGACGCUACGAUCCCGCCAACUCUCCGAUGUCCUUUCCGAAUUAAAAUCCAGGGCCAUCCUGUCAGACCCAGAGAUCCGCAGUUUGGAUGGGCUUGAGAUUGAAGUUCUUGGCCGCUGGGCGGCACCCGAAGUGAACAACUUCACACCUUGGAUCAAGUUGAGCGAACUAAGUAGAACAGAGGGCGUGGACUCGAUUAAACAAUGGUCCAAGCAAGCUUUUGAGAAGUUCUGCGAAGCGUGUCAAAAGGCGCUCUCCCACAGCAACGACUUCUCUGAGAUUCUUUCUUUGCGGGCUGAGACCCUAGAACUCUGGCUCUCAUCUUGGGGCUCAACCAUCACACACAGCUCCGAAGACAUUUUGCAACGUCUUCGUAAUAUCUUCAACGACAAUCUCAAGCGAGUCCUGGUCACGCAAGUAAAAGCGAUUUCCGAGAUUUCCAAUCUGAUCUCGUCUAUGAUCUUAGAUUGGGAUACCGCAGAGCAUUGCUCCAUCGGUUCUCUUUGGGACUCAGAUCUCAUUUCUGCGGGCUACUCAAAUGGUGCAUUAUCUUUCAAACAGACCGUCACAGACUGCCUUCUCGGUCGGAACGAUGAUGUAUCUAUAGUGUUGAGAAAGUAUCAAUACUGGCUCGCCUCUAUAAAAGAAACUAAGGAAUCUAUCGACUCACUCCGCAGCCUCAAAUGGACUGAUGUUCUUGUGGGCAGUGAAGCGGAAGACGAGGAUAUUGACAUCGUAUCCAUUCUUAACAAUGACGAUCCUAGUAUUCUAUCAAAAGCCAUUCAUGCCUCAAUUAGACAGGCUUUCGAUAGUCUUCAAGGUUCAUUCAGUGCCGCCUCUAAAGUCUGCAGAACCUCUCAUUCGAGCCAGAAAGCCACUUUCCUACUUCGUCUCAUCCGAUUGAUACGCCGGCAAAUUCCCGCGGGAUUCGUCGCCAAGGAUUUCUUGUUUUCAAAUGAUGUUGUCCCUGAGCUUCAAAUUCUACUAGCUGUGGAGACCACUGCAAAAACAGGACCUCUGUCUCUUGUUCCCUCUAAAGCGCAUGAUGGUCAAAACAAGUUGAAGAUUGUGCCAGGUCGCUCACUUUGGGAAGGUACACCAGCUCUUCCGGUUCAGCCAUCGCCGGGAGCCUUCAAGUAUCUGCGCCAGCUGACAUCAACCAUGGAUGAGAGUGGGCUAGAUCUUUGGGAUCCAUCCACACUGCGCAUCCUGAAGGAAGAACUAAGAAAGCAAAUCGACACCAUCGUAGGGUCUACACUUGAUAAGGUUGAAAAAUGGAGCUCAAGCAAUGAUGCUACCGAUGCUACUCCUGAGAACGACCUGCGUGAUUGGAAAAUCCAGCUCUUUUUUGAUGCCGUCUACCUGUCAAACAUGCUAGUUGACUCGACAAAGCUGGCUAGUGUCGUGAAUCGGGUUCAAAAGAGUGCGGACGCCAGCACAGAGGCUGUCAAGAGUAUCCAGAAAGAUGCUGCGGAAUAUUGGAAGCGGACUGAGCUGCUGUUUGGGUUAUUGGCGGAACGUUGA